Messenger RNA from Xyrauchen texanus (razorback sucker), 1426 nucleotides. Its product is annotated as transmembrane protein 72-like. Lineage: Eukaryota; Metazoa; Chordata; Actinopteri; Cypriniformes; Catostomidae. The record is from RefSeq and is a predicted model, not a curated record. The coding region runs from base 232 to 990 and encodes 252 amino acids. The transcript is spliced from 5 exons.
CUAACAGAGGGUGGUCAGUGUUUGGGUUUUAGUUUUUAUGUUAGGCUGAUUACUAAGGUGAAAGCUUCACUGGGAACUAGCCUACAGCACCCACCAGCUCAGGCAAGAAGAUUACCGACCAUGGGGCCAUAGUGGCACUGGCUCUACUGCCAUACUUACACACAUAUUUAAAGUUUAACUUGGCUAUCAAAAACGAGACGUUCCUAAAGUAGAAGUCCUUUCAUUUUGGCCAUGAAAGGCUCAGCUGUAUGGGUUAUGGUGGAAUAUACUUGCCGAGUUCUUGGCAUCUCGACUGCUGCAGUACUUUGUGCUGUGGGCAUAGAGACUCUGACAGAGGGGGAGUUCAAAAGCCUGGCCGUAUAUCUCCUGUUCUCCUCUGUGGUGAUAAUGCUUUUUGAAGUUUCCUAUUUCAUUGAUGCUCUGUUGGCAAUGUGCCUCCCUUGUCCACCCACUUGGAAGUUCUUCAUUGUUUGGAAGAAGAUGGCUAAAGUUGGGGGGUUCCAGAAAUUUCUAUACUACACAAUGAUGUCCGUGAUGUGUUUCCUGCAUCCAGUGCUUGUAUGGCAUGCAGUAAUACCAGGAAUUAUGUUGCUAGUGACUGGAUUCUUUAACUUCAUACUGAGCAAAAAUAAAAAGUUAGAUCCACCUAAAGACCGCAGUGCAUCUUAUGGUGACCCAGCAAUGUCUUCUGUCUGUGUCACAGAUAUGGGGGAUACUGAACAGACAUUUUCUUUCUUCCACAUCACCUCGGGCAAAAGAGCAUCUUUUUUCCAUAGCAAUAGCCAAAUAUUCGGCCCAACAGACAGUGCCCAGUCAAUGCUUGGGCAGGACCAGUCAGCGAAGAGUGCACAGCGCAAGAAAAGACAAACAGACACAAGAAAUGUGCACUUCAUUGAGAGUUUCAGACAGGAUGAUAAUGAGAUGGAAGAAUACCAUGAGAUGGAACCAGAAGAGACUAUGUCAGAUAAAGCACCAAUGAUUAGACUGUAAAUGUUAACUUGGGUUAUAAAUGUAUUCGGGCACUUUCAUGUCAACAAACAGAUUUCAGAUUUCAACUUUUUUCUUUAUCUUUUAUGAAGGUCUCAUGUAAACUGAAUUGGAAACUUCAUUAUUUAUUUCAUAAUUUAUUUUUUACUUCAACCUUUUUGGUCAUUUGAAAUGCCUUUUAUGUAUAUAUUUUACCUUAUCCAGACUUUCAAUAUUAAACUGUGAAAAUCCAUCAUAAAAAUGCAAAUUAUUACAUGUUCAAACCUAUGAUAAUCUUAAAAUAAACAUAAACCAUUUUAGUAUUUAUUGUGUAAAAAUGAAUUUUAAAUUGUCUUCUAAAAUUAUGACUUUCCCACAAUUGUGUGUCCUUUCCUGACCACACCAAUCAAUUUUGUCCCUAAUAUAUAUAUAUAUAUAUAUAUAUAUAUAUAUAUAUAUA